UUUCAGAUCAUUCAAUUGCCGCACUUCAAAACUCACACCCACAACGCAGACAGCCAGGAUUAAGCUAAAAGCUACCUAAAGAUCAGGCAAAAUGAAAUUGUUCAUAGUACUCAGCGCUUUGAUUGCCUGCAGCUCGGCUGGACUCAUUCGCAGCAGCGGCUGGUCAGGUGGCCGAAGCGGCUGGAGCUCGAAUCCUUGGGCCAGCGGCGGCAUCAGCACGGGCGGCUGGAGCUCGAAUCCUUGGAGCAGCGGCAUCGUUAGCAGCGGCGGCUGGAGCUCGAAUCCUUGGGGCAGCGGCGGUGGCUGGAACAGCGGCUGGUCUUCUCAGCCCAAGAUCAUCAAGGUCAUCAAAACUGGCGGCGGCGGCGGCUGGGGCAACGGCUGGGGCAACGGCGGUGGCUGGAGCAACGGUGGUGGCUGGAGCAACGGUGGUGGCUGGUCGAGCCCGAGCAUCGUCAGCAGCGGCUGGUCCAGCGGCAACAGCGGAUGGGGCAGCAGCGGCUGGUAGUGAGGAUCGCAGCCAAAGGCUCUGCCAAAGGCUCCACCGCGCGCUGACUCGAAUUGAUUACUGAUUUUUGCUUUCAUAUUACGUAUAUGCAUAAGGGAGUUUAUAAUUUUUUUCUACUUUUUUUUUUAUACCAACAAACCUAUUUUUUUUUUUUGUAA
Molecule: messenger RNA, 666 nt
Organism: Drosophila mojavensis
Lineage: Eukaryota; Metazoa; Arthropoda; Insecta; Diptera; Drosophilidae
Exons: 1
Coding region: 92-508 (138 amino acids)
Source: RefSeq, a predicted model, not a curated record